GAAUCAUCUCACAUGUUUCAACAAUCCCUACUGUUUCUCUGUUUGUCUUAAAGAUAUCACUGUGAUUUUGUUUCAUUUGCAACUGGAGACUAAAUGACACCAAGCAGAAUCCGCUGUUAGGUUAGAUUACAAGGAUAUUUUCUGGGACACACAAGACCAUGCAGGCGACAUCAGUAGUCUAUUAUUUCCUCCUUGUGUCUCUGUGCAUCGAUUUUUCUCAGAAUGACACUGGUACACUUCUCAGAAGGCCAAAGAGAAGGAUGCACAACAGAGGCCUGGGAAGGAGCUCCUCAGGAGGCCACAGGUCCAGAAGGCAGCCCAGGGUGAACCUUCCAGCUCCAGCUGCUCCCAGGAUACCUCUCAUUAACGUCGACGACAGUGUUAUGGGAGUAUUUGACUCUCUCAUAGGUUUGGGGGAACAUGAGUCUAGUUACAAUGUCUUACCAGGCAAGAAGGGGCAGUGCACAGCUAAUGGGAUGAUUAUGUACGACAAAGCUGUUUGGUCUCCCAAGCCCUGUGUUACCUGUCUCUGUUCAAAAGGAGAAGUCAUAUGUGACACAAACAUGUGCCACCCUUUGAAAUGUCCCCAAACCAUUAUACCUGCAGGAGAAUGCUGCCCAGUUUGUUCUGAUACUGUCUCCUCUUUGGAUUCAACUAUUAUUUCACUGGAUGACGUAAGUGAGCUGUCCGGUGAUUCCCCAGAACCCAAUGACCUUGCCAAUGCCAAUGUAUUGCCAUCAGCACCUUCUCAAACUGGAAAAGAUGAACUGCUUCGAACAGAAGUGAUAGAGAUCAAAGAGGGUCAUAAAAAGGAUGAAAAGAAAAGAAAAAGGAAAGGCAAAAAAAAUCGACAGAAGCACAAAGCCCAUCGCAGAGCAAAGCAGCCUGUCAGGAGGAAGGAAGCUGCAGAAGAAGAAAUGCAGUAUGAAAGUGAUGAAGAUGAUGGCACUUUGAGAAUUCCACCUCGUUUCCCAAUUCCUGUUCCACCUGUAGAAGCUCCUCCUUUGCCAUCUGGAUGUUCCACCUCGGCCACCACAGUAAGCUGCAUUAAUGCCAAACUUACACAAAUACCACCAAUCUCAGAUCCAGAUCUAACAAGUUUAGACCUUACAGGAAACAGCAUCACUACUAUCUCGGAUGAAGCAUUCAAUGGGAUACCUAAUUUGGAAUGGAUUGAUUUGAGUAAGAACAAUAUCACCUCUCCUGGCAUAGGUCCAAAAGCAUUCAAAAUCCUGAAAAGGCUAAAGCGUUUGUAUUUGGAUGGAAAUAUGCUUGUACGUGUUCCCUCUGAAUUGCCAUCGACUUUGGAAGAAAUAAAAAUAAAUGACAACCACCUUCAUGCCAUUGACGAGGAUGGCUUAAAAGAUUUAAAGAACCUGGUCACCCUGGAAUUAGAAGGAAAUAAACUGAGUGAAGCAAAUGUCAGUCCUUUGGCCUUUUAUCCUUUGAAAAGUCUCUCUUAUUUGCGACUGGGAAGAAAUAAAUUUAGAAUUAUCCCACAAGGUCUUCCUGCCACUCUGGAGGAGUUAUAUCUCGAAAAUAAUCAAAUUGAAGAAGUGUCAGAAAUUUGCUUUAACCACACAAGAAACAUCAAUGUCAUUGGGCUAAAGCAUAACAAACUGGAAGAGCACAGGAUAGCACCUUUGGCUUGGAUAAACCAGGAGAACUUGGAAUCAAUUGAUCUCUCCUAUAAUAAGUUGUAUCAUGUUCCCUCCUAUCUGCCAAAAUCUUUACUACAUCUGGUGCUCAUAGGAAAUCAGAUUGAAAGAAUUCCAGGCUAUGUGUUUGGCCACAUGAAGCCAGGGCUGGAGUACCUCUACCUGUCCUUUAACAAACUGAGCGAUGAUGGCAUAGAUCCUGUAUCAUUUUUUGGAGCAUACCACUCCCUGAGAGAGUUGUUCUUGGAUCACAAUGAACUAAAGGCUGUACCAUUUGGGAUUGAUGAAAUGAGAAAACUACGUUUUCUAAGACUGAACAACAAUAAAAUAAGGACAGUCCCCCCUGAACGCAUCUGCAGGACUCGGAUUAGCCAUGACAAUCAUGACACCAGUGAAGAGGAGGAGAAUGAAGAUUCACGUUUGGAGCAUGUUCAUCUUGAAAACAACUAUAUCAAUACCAGACAGCUCUCACCACAUUCAUUUUCAUGCAUACGAUCCUACUGCAGCGUUGUUCUUAAACCACAGAAGAAGACCAAAUAA
This is a messenger RNA of Acanthisitta chloris (rifleman), 2198 nucleotides long. It is a transcript of the gene ECM2, whose product is annotated as extracellular matrix protein 2, female organ and adipocyte specific. The record is from RefSeq and is a predicted model, not a curated record. Gene Ontology annotation, biological process: positive regulation of cell-substrate adhesion; extracellular matrix organization. The transcript is spliced from 10 exons. Gene Ontology annotation, molecular function: heparin binding; protein binding; collagen V binding. Gene Ontology annotation, cellular component: extracellular matrix. NCBI's taxonomy places the organism in Eukaryota, Metazoa, Chordata, Aves, Passeriformes, Acanthisittidae. The coding region runs from base 159 to 2198 and encodes 679 amino acids.